AUGUCACAGCAAAAUCAAAUGGAAGAACACGUGGGCGUCGUUGUCGUCAUGAUGGUCGUCCUUCUUAUGAUUGGGAUGUUUAUCAAGUGCUGUUGGCGUCGUGCUGAUCCUCGUCGCCCCCAUCCUCGUCCUCACUAUAUGCCGAUUCCACAUCUUCCAGGUAUUUGGGUUGAGCGUGAUCCUGCUUAUGUUCGUGCUCGUGGUGGUCCUAGCCAUAUUCAAACUGGUGGUACGGAAAUAGCGAUUGAUCGAGCUUAUAAAUAA
This is a messenger RNA of Adineta steineri, 264 nucleotides long. Lineage: Eukaryota; Metazoa; Rotifera; Eurotatoria; Adinetida; Adinetidae. The record is from the annotation of a GenBank genome assembly.